Messenger RNA from Onthophagus taurus, 1792 nucleotides. Its product is annotated as trehalose transporter 1-like protein. Gene Ontology annotation, biological process: transmembrane transport. NCBI's taxonomy places the organism in Eukaryota, Metazoa, Arthropoda, Insecta, Coleoptera, Scarabaeidae. Gene Ontology annotation, molecular function: transmembrane transporter activity. Gene Ontology annotation, cellular component: membrane. The record is from RefSeq and is a predicted model, not a curated record.
UUCAUCACCACCACCACCACACAAUCAACCAGUAACUGUAGCUUGAUGCUUCCGAAACUUGUCCUCUAAAACUAAGCAAAAGAGAGACUGAACACGGUAGAAGAGACGAGAGUCAGGUCAACAAAAUAAAAACGAACCACGCGGUUCAUUUCGGUUUAUUAUCGAUUGCAAAGUAUGAUCGAUCGGGUGUUGUGGUGAAGAUAGAAAAAGUUAUGUAAAUUGUUAACAAAGUUUUAAAUUAAAAACUUUUUAAAUAAAAGUGAUCUUAAACUUGUGAUACUUUUACAAGACUUCUUUAUUAGUGGGUUUAAAAGAAAGAAACGUUUUUUAUUUGAAAAUGUACGACUUAAAAGGAAAGUUCCUUAAUGGGAAAAUGCCCCAAGUGAUUACUGUUUUAACAGCAACACUUGGAGCAUUAUCAGAUGGUAUGAACUAUGGUUGGCCAGCACCCGUUCUCCCAAUUUUAUCAAAACCAGAUAGUCCAAUACCGGAUGUAACCCACGAGUCAGCCAUGUGGAUCGAAUUACUUUACAUGUUAGGUGGAAUCGCUGGAUUACCAAUAACAAUCUUCAUUGUUGAUAAAUUGGGUAGAAAAAUGUCCCUUCUUAUCACAGCAAUGAUGAGUUUAGUAGUUUGGAUAAUGACUGCAUGUGCAACAAAUGUCGAAACAAUUUACGCUAUCAGAUUUAUCUCAGGAAUGGCUGGUGAUAUGGCUUUUGUUGCUGGACCAAUGUAUAUAGCGGAAGUUGCUGAUAAAUCAAUUCGAGGAUUAUUAUCAGGAUUUAUUUAUUUAGCACUUUUACUCGGAAUUGUUAUUAUUUAUUCGGUUGCGCCAUUUGUGUCGUUAGUGACAUCGUCUUGUGUUGGUGCAGCUUUCGUAAUCGUACAAUUAUUUACGUUUAGUUUUAUGCCCGAGUCGCCUUAUUAUUUAUUAAUGAAAGGAAAAGAUGAAAAGUGUAGAAAAGCUUUAGUUUUUUUAAGAAGCACGGAAGACGUUGAUGCGGAACUUUUAGAAUUAAAAACAGCAAUCGAUCGACAAAUACAAGAAAAAGGACGACCGAUUGAUUUAUUAUUAGAUAAGGGAAAUCGAAAAGGAGUUAUUAUUAUGACAGUUUUAAACGCUUCACAACAUUUUAGUAGUAUUAGUGUUAUUUUGAUGAAUCUCCAUACAAUUUUAGAAGAUGCAAAAGGAAUUGUAUCGCCGGAUUGGUCGGGAAUUGUUUUCUCAUUAGUUAUGUUGCUUUCGGCAUCAGUUUCAAUUACAAUCGUUGAUAAAUUUGGUCGUAAAAUUUUAUUAGUUUUUUCGAGCUUUUUAACCGCUAUUUCAUUAGCAAUUUUAGCAACAUAUCUUUUAGUGAAACACCAAGGAGGUGAUGUUUCAAAUAUUGGUUGGGUUCCUUUAUUUUCCGUUUUACUUUACGCUGUAGCUUUUAAAAGCGGACUAGGAAUGGUACCAAUCGUAAUGACCGGGGAAUUAUUCCCCGCAAAAGUUAAAGCCAUGGGCAUGGCCAAUGCGGACGCGAUGUACGUUUUAUUUGGGGCCCUAUCGAUAUUUAUUUAUCAAGAAUUAGUUAAAAAUUUCGGCAUUUUUUGCCCGUUUUAUUUGUUUUCUUGUUGUUGUAUUUUAACCGCGAUUUUCGCAAUAUUUUAUAUCCCUGAAACGAAAGGAAAAACUUUAGAGGAGAUCCAGUAUUUGCUUAAAGGUAUUCCUUUAAGUGAAAUGAAAAAGAAUCCUCAAGAAGAAAUCACGCCAAAUGAUCUUUGUACGAAAUUAUAAUUUUUAUUUAAUUUU